AAGAUUGGGGCAUGAGAUCGAUAUAAUGGCUAUAAGGGGUUUGCUAUUGGGAGAGACCAAUUUUAGAUUCAAGUCUCUUUUGCGCUAAAGAAGUGUAUAAGGUUGAGGCAUUCUUGCUCUGUAGCUCCUCGCAAUUGGCUGCAAUAAUUUUUCUUUAAAAAAAAAAAUAGUAAAUAGCGAAUGCAAUUUUAGGUUGAUGAUUAAUUACUCAAGAAAGUUAAUUAGGUUCCAAGUCCUAAUCCAAGUUGAACAAAACCAUUUUCAAUCGGGUCCAAUAUCGGGGUGAUUUUUCCGGAAGAACCGACUCCGACUUGACUGCCAAGAAAAGAGAAACUUGUAAUUUUCUUGAACAAGAAAACUGAAACUCCCUUUCAAUCAAAAAUAAUUUUUUGAAAAAAACAGAGCAAAGAAAAUGACGAUGACAAAGUUUCGAAACUUGACUGCAACAUUUACACCGAGAUCAUCUCUAUUUUUCUCUUCUUCCUUAAAGAAUUACUUCUUUUCUUCCUCUCCAUUUCCAUCUCCGUUACCAAUCGAUACCGUCUCAGAAACUGCGGCUGAUGUUGCUGGAGAAGUGCUGUACCCAGACGCGUCAACCCUCCCGAGCCCUGUUACACUACCCACUCUCCUCCAGCCACGUGUCGUCGUCUACGAUGGUGUCUGCCAUCUCUGCCACCGAGGAGUGAAGUGGGUGAUUAAAGCAGAUAAAUAUAGGAAGAUUAAGUUUUGUUGUCUCCAAUCAAAGGCUGCUGAGCCAUACUUAAGAUUGUGCGGUCUUGACCGAGAUGAUGUUCUCCGCCGCUUUCUCUUCAUUGAGGGUCCUGAUUUGUACCACCAAGCAUCCACUGCCGCACUGAGAGUAGUUUCAUAUUUGCCUCUACCAUACUCCGCUUUAAGCACGCUCUUAAUCAUCCCAACUCCCCUCAGGGAUGCAGUCUACGACUAUGUUGCCAAAGGACGCUACAAUUGGUUUGGAAAGGCUGAUGAUUGCUUGGUUUUGAAAGAUAAGGAGUUGCUUGAGCGAUUCAUAGACAGGGGUGAGAUGAUGGGUUGAUAGUUGAUCGUAACUGUAAAUUACUUGGGAAGAUGUGCAUUCAAAGAGUGUACGCUUUUACUACAAGAUACUUUGGAGAUAUACAUUUAAGUCAAGUUUAGAAUUGUUGCCGGUGCAUAUAUUAACAUGUAUUUCAUUUUCAUCGAAGAGACAUACGGACGUUAAAUAGCUUGCUUCACUUUGAAACACAUGUAUCAAAGUAUCCAACAAAGUCUUGGACCUUACGCUCUGAUGUGUACUAGUUUGUUGACUAUUUGCAUACAAUUGGCUUUCAAAGGGACCCACUCAUGUCAAUAAAAAGAAAAACUUAACUAGAA
This is a messenger RNA of Ricinus communis (castor bean), 1371 nucleotides long. RefSeq lists its product as uncharacterized. The record is from RefSeq and is a predicted model, not a curated record. The transcript is spliced from 3 exons. Gene Ontology annotation, molecular function: protein-disulfide reductase activity. The coding region runs from base 413 to 1054 and encodes 213 amino acids. Lineage: Eukaryota; Viridiplantae; Streptophyta; Magnoliopsida; Malpighiales; Euphorbiaceae.